Molecule: messenger RNA, 915 nt
Organism: Mytilus trossulus (common blue mussel)
Lineage: Eukaryota; Metazoa; Mollusca; Bivalvia; Mytilida; Mytilidae
Exons: 3
Coding region: 115-915 (266 amino acids)
Molecular function (GO): nucleic acid binding
Source: RefSeq, a predicted model, not a curated record
GUGAUCGUGUAACGUGCGAUCGUGUAUGGUGUGAAUGAAUGGUGUACGACAUUUGAUUGGUUGAAACCGAAGUUCGUUUUAUUUUAAUUUUUCGGAUUGUAAACAUAAACAAAGAUGGCGAUAGAGCGCGUAAGACGAUUAUCUAUACAAGUAAGACAUUUAAUUUUGCAAUGCGCAGCAGCACUUUUGUCAACAGUAAAAAUUCAACGUGUUUUGGAAAAAACUCAUAACAUUAAGACAUCUAGACAAGCAAUACGGAAGUUUCUAGAUAGAUUCAAGCGGUCAGGAUCAGUUACAGACCUUCCAAAGCGUCGCCGGAAUGGAAAUAUAACUAAUUUCCAUAGACAGAUGAUGAAUUUGUGGUUGUCCAAAAAUUGUGAACUAACAUCAAGAGCGUUGAGGGACAAAAUAAUGGCUGUGUUUGGUCUAAAACUGUCAUCUAGUUGUGUCAGCAAAAUUAGAAGAAAGCUUGGUUGGACAACACAGAGAGUGAAGUAUUGCCAACUAAUCAGUCAUCAGAAUAAAUUGAAAAGGCUCCAGUGGUGUCUUGCUGCACUCGAACGAAAAGAUACAUUUGAAGAUGUUAUAUUCACGGACGAAUCUACAAUUGAGAUGAGCUCCAAUGGCAAAUUAUUCUUCUACCUGCCAUCAUCAAACCUACAACGCAUUCCAGCAAAAAGACAGAAGCCAAAACAUGCUUACAAGGUACAUAUUUGGGCAGGCAUUUCAUACAGAGGCCGAACUGAUUGCUGUGUGUUCACUGGAAUAAUGGAUUCCAUAACAUAUCAACAGAUUUUGGAGCGUAAUUUUCUACCAUUUGUUGCCAGAAAAUUUCCAGAUGGCUAUAGGCUAUACCAAGAUAAUGACAGCAAACAUAAGAGUAAGUCAAUUAAAAAUCAUGUCAAUAAAAUUUAG